Hevea brasiliensis (rubber tree) is the source of this 2503-nucleotide messenger RNA. RefSeq lists its product as uncharacterized. NCBI's taxonomy places the organism in Eukaryota, Viridiplantae, Streptophyta, Magnoliopsida, Malpighiales, Euphorbiaceae. The record is from RefSeq and is a predicted model, not a curated record. Gene Ontology annotation, biological process: cellular response to calcium ion; regulation of stomatal closure; de-etiolation. The transcript is spliced from 14 exons. The coding region runs from base 437 to 2416 and encodes 659 amino acids.
CCAGAAUUUAUGCGAAAGUUACGAAAAAAGAAAAGAAAAUAAGGAUAAUGAGAUAGUUGCAGAGAUUGAAGCAAUUUGCUGCAAAUCCAAAUUUUGGUCCCACCAGGAAAAAACGAGAGGCGAUGAGCAGCCAAAUUGCUGAAGCUAACGGCAUAGACAAGCCACACGAUUCUCCUCUCACAUAUCUUAUACGUAUUGAGUAUUGGACAGAUGGCCAUACAAUAACUGAUAUCCACUGCUGUUUCCUGUGAUUUGUAUUCUCUUGUAAGAAAUGGGUUCAAACCCAUUAAUCUUUUUUUCUUUAGAUGUUAAGUUUGUAUAUGUUUUUAAUUCUUCACUCGCAGUAGUGAUUUAAUUUCAAGGAAUUUCCAUGAAGAAUUGAAAAUGGGAGUUUUGUGAGGUAUUCUUUUGGGUUUCAUAUUGAGUUGACACAAAAAUGAUGCCUGUUUGCUCAGCCACCCCAUGCUGUUCUUCUCAUCCUCAGAUUUCAUUCCACGGAGGACUGCAACUCUUUUGUCCACACCGGAAUGAUUCUGAAUCCAGAUGUAUUGUGGAAGACAGAGUUGGUAUGGGCUUUCCAAACGGAACUCAUCGGCAAAGAAUUUCCUUUGAAACUCAAGCUGCAAAAUCAUCUUACCCCAUUUUCCAUGAAAGAAAUGAACUAUCAGUACCCAUGGAAAUCACUGAAAAUCCUAACUGCAGAAAUGAAUUAAAUAACAUUAAAUGCAAGUUAUACAAUGCACUGGACCUUAAGGGUAGGGAGAAAGUGGAAUAUGUAGAAAGUUAUAGCAUAUCUGAUGUAAAAGAGGGACUAACGGACUUUACUGGCCAGUCAACAGAAAAUGCAGAUAGUUUGGCAAGACCUGUGGAACCCAAUCUCAUGCCAACUAGUAUUAUAACAUCAGAGAAUCCCAGCAUAGAAUCUGACUCCUUGGAUAUGGAUAAUGAUUCGUUAUCUAGUGUGAAGACUAGUUUUGAUGAUUUUCUUGAUGGGAUUAGGGACUCCAUCAACACUUCUGUGAGUGAGGGAGAAAAUGUUGUGAAAAGCUCACUAGAUACAAUUACUUCAUCAAUAACAUCAAUGACAAAAAGUGCUUCUGAAGCAGUGGAUAACGCCUUGAGUGGGGUGUUUUCAGCUGUAGAUCAAACUAGAGGAUUGGCUGGCAAUAGACUAAAUAGCUUUUCAAGUGACUUGAAGGAAGCCACAAGUAAAGCAACAGUCAGUUCUGUUGAUGUGUUGAGAGGCACAAUUGUUGCAGUGGAGGACUUGAUAGUAAAAGGGGCUUCUUUUGUUGUUUAUGCUUAUGGGUCUGCCAAGGGACUACUUCCUCCUGAGAUCAGGGAUUCACUAAUUUUGUCUGAAGAAAAAGCAGUACAAAUAUUGAGGCCUGUUGGUACAUCUUUUCAGCAGGUUUACGUUGCUAUUGAGGAAUUGGAGAAAAAUUUUGGCUUUGAUCCUAAUGAUCCAAUUGUUCCAUUCUUUCUUCUUGUUGGAACCUCAGCCACCCUUUGGGUUUUUUAUUGGGUGUGGGUAUAUGGUGGUUACUCUGGAGAUUUAUCUCCUCAAUUAACUUUAGAGCUUUUGAAUGGGGAGGAGAAUGCUGUACUCGUUGAUGUUCGGCCUGAGGUUCUGAGAGAAAGAGAUGGCAUUCCUGAUAUUCGACGAGCAGCUCGGUUUCGAUUUGCAAGUGUAACUCUACCAAAGGUUGAUGAACCACUGCGGAAAUUGUUAAAAGGUGGCAGUGACAUUGACAGCACCUUAAUUGCUUCAGUUAUUCGGAACUUGAAAGCUGUUCAGGACAGUUCCAAGGUCAUAGUUAUGGAUGCUGAUGGUACUUCUUCAAAAGGCAUUGCAAGAUCCUUGAGAAAACUUGGGGUUAAGAGACCGUACUUGGUCCAGGGUGGCUUCCAGUCCUGGGUGAAACAAGGUCUUCGAAUCAAGGAACUUAAACCUGAGACAGCACUAACCUUACUGAAUGAGGAAGCCGAGGCAAUCCUAGAAGAUCUUAGUGCUUCUCCAGUGCAAGUCCUUGGGUAUGGUGUGGGUUCUGUUGCGGCAUUGUAUGCAUUAAUAGAGUGGGAGAAGACCUUACAGCUUAUUGGUGUUGUUGGCCUCACUCAGAGUAUUUUUCGACGAGUUGCUUCAUAUGAGGGCCCUGAGGAUUUUAGAAAAGAUGUGAGGUUGUUGCUUGCUCCUGUAAGAAUUGGAGCUCAGGCAUUUUCAUGGGUUGCUGGAAAACUAGAAACCAGCGGCAUUGGACUCCCAACGUCACCUUCAUCGUCAGAUGUUCAAACCCGGGUGCUGCAAGCUGCUGCAAAGCAUGAAUCUCAACCAUCUGAUACUGAAGAAGUUCAGAAACCAUCCUCUGAAUCAGUGGCUCCAAUAAAUGAGAAUGUAGAUUUUUCAGAAGCAUAGGCAUUAUAAUUUACCUUGAAUUAUCAUUCCUAUAUUUGAGAAUUUAACUAAUCUAUACAAUAUAUAAAGAGUAAUACGUAAUAACCA